ACUCCUGGUCAGUUAAUGGAGUCAGUGUGCUUGAUAUUAGGAUGCUACUUAGCAAGUUACUGUGACGCAACUGAUACAUUACCUGAGAAGAACAGCUCUCUCAGUCAGCCCAUUGGUUCAUACAUAGGAGGGCUGGAAUCACACACUGGAGGACAAAAUGAAGACAAGAAGUUUGCGUGUCAUAUUUGCCAAAGAAGAUUUAACCAGAAAAGUAAUCUUAAUGUGCACAUGCUUGUGCACAAUGGUGUCAAGACAUUUGAAUGUAAUGUUUGUCAUAAGAUGUUUAUGAGACAUGGUGAACUUAAGGCUCACAUGUUUGUACAUAGUGAUGAAAAAUUAUUUCAGUGUGAUAUUUGCAAAAAGAAAUUUACCCACAAAGUAAGUUUAUAUAAUCAUUCUUUAAUCCAUACGGGGGAAAAAAAUUUUGAAUGUCAGAUAUGUAAUAAGCGAUUUCUGAGAAAUGGUGACCUUACAACGCAUAUGUUGGUUCAUACUGGUGAGAAAAGGUUUCAGUGCCAUGUUUGUGAGAAGAAAUUCACCACAAAGACUAACCUGAACUCACAUUUAGUUGUUCAUACUACAGAAAGGAAUUACACAUGCUCUGUCUGUCAUAAGAAGUUUGGAAGGAGAAGCUAUUUAAAUACACAUAUGCUCACACAUUCAGGUGAGAAAAAGUAUGAAUGUGAAGUCUGUAAGAAAAAGUUUCUCCAGGUUAGCCACCUUAAUACGCAUAUGCUUUGUCAUAGUGAAGAUCGCAAGUUUGAAUGUCAAAUGUGUGGAAAACGCUUUGCAUUGAAAGGCCGCCUUGAUACACACAUGCUUGUUCACACUGGAGAGAAAAGGCAUGAAUGUCAGAUUUGUAAUAAAAGAUUCACUCAGAGUGGUAGUCUCUACACCCACAUGCUAUCCCAUACAGAAGAGCGAAAUUUCAAGUGUGAAACAUGUGGUAGAAAAUUUACUAGGAGGAACACACUGAACAGACACAUGAUAGUUCAUGGUGGAGAAAGAAACUUUGUUUGCAGUGUUUGUGAAGAAAGAUUUGCCCGUAAGGGCUGCCUUAAGCGACACAUGCAAAUUCACACGAGAGGGAAGACAAUGUUGGAGGAGGAAAGUGAAGGUUUUGACUAUAUGGAUGUGACACAGUUGCUAAAAUUGGAAAUGGGUCCAGUGAAGGAGGAGCAGAUGGAAGACUGCAUAAAUUUGCCUGAUGAUUGAAAAUCAUAGUAUAUUUAAGAGAAUUCAUGUUUACUGAAACCAUAAAAAGCAUUAAAAGCAUACAUCAAAGUACAGUAUGUUGCAGGAUGUACACAACCCAGUAUUUAUAUUGAAAUAGCUAUGUUAGUUGUUUUCAACAAGUGCUGAUGAGUUCUACUGAAACUUAGUGAAAGUGAAUAGAGUGGACCAACAUAUAUUCUAAGGUGUUAUGACUUUAAAUUUAAAUAGAUGAAAAAUAUCAGUAACAGGAUUGACAUGGUACCUGGUAUGAUCUAUCUCUUUCAAUCUCACACCUGUUUGUACCGUUUCUAAACCAAAACUGUAGUUAUAUUUUUGUGAUUGAAUAUGAGCAUUGUCAGGUGCAAUUAUAAUAGCUAUAAUGUUCAAAAGUUUUCUGUUUUACAGUGAGGCUGUUUUAACCAGCAGACAGAAUCUUCCAUCUUAGUUUCUUAUGAAGUCUGCAACUGUAUUCAUAGUAAAGAAAGCCUCAGAAAUAUUGCACUACAUAAUAGAGAAAGACUCAGAAAUGUUGUAUAUAGUAGAAAAAGCCUCAGAAUUACUGUAUAUUCAGAAGUUGUUAACUGAUGCAUUACUCAUGUUUGAGUGGGGAAGUAAAAAUAAUGAUAGGUAAAACUGCACUAAUGUCAAAGGCAACUUAGGAAUAUUUGAAGUUUGUAUUUUCCAUAUUGGAUAAUGCUUAUGAAAUUAAGAAUUAAUAAUAAAGUAUUGUAAACUAGGUGCACACAGAUACUAGAAAGAAAUGGUAGAAAAUUGAGUACUAAAAAUAUUUGAAGCAAAAUGUAGGCAUUGUACCCAGGGCUUAGGACUAGUGUCACUAAAGUGCACUAUAUUUUGGUAUAAUCUCUCCCUCUAAGCUCAGUACAAUUUUGAUCUUCACUAAACAGGGGGUGUUUGUUUCAAGUAUGACUGAUCACUGAAAAUAGGUUUGCUGUACUCCUGAUUUUUAUAGAACUAAUCACUCAUGCAUAAAUUAUGUACAGUACAUUACCUUUGUGUAUAUAAUUGCACUUUAUGCACAAUUUUAGGGUAAAAUGAGGAUUGCUUGUCCCAAGGAACACUUAGCUUUUGAUAUCUAGUUGUUUUCUUUUACUGAAUGUACAGUAGUUUUGUAUGAUGUUGAAGGAAGAAUUUAUCUUUGUGAGUCCUUGUCUUGUUUUGAAUAGAAAUUUAUUCCUUCAUGAAUUAAUCUUGACUUUGUUCAUUUCUGUUUUGUGAUACCUGGAAUUCUUGUUAUGAAAUAGAAUGAUUGAUUUCUAAUUUUA
Macrobrachium nipponense is the source of this 2498-nucleotide messenger RNA. RefSeq names its product gastrula zinc finger protein XlCGF57.1-like. Lineage: Eukaryota; Metazoa; Arthropoda; Malacostraca; Decapoda; Palaemonidae. The coding region runs from base 16 to 1215 and encodes 399 amino acids. The transcript has 3 exons. The record is from RefSeq and is a predicted model, not a curated record.